AUGCUUACACAACGGGUCCUAGCUGCAUUUUUUGCGUUUCUCCUCCACGCCGUUGUCGACGCGGCAAGUUGUCGCGACAUUGACCCGAAUUGUCGCGACUGGGUCGGGUCGGACCCGCAGACGUGUUCAACUACAGACUACAUCCGAUCGCACUGCCCACUAUCCUGUGGCCAUUGCGGGGGAGGAGGCGAUUCGAAAUACGACGUGACGCGGUUGACGCCCGACCUCGCGCCGCUGUCAUGGCUGAUUGGGAAAUGGAGGAGUGAGCAUGGCGGAAAGGCCAUCUUCCCAACGAUCCCGAAAUUUACGUACGGCGAAGAGAUCGAAUUCACGGUCCCCGAUGAGAAGAUGCAAGCGGUCAAGGCUAUAAACUACACCGCGUUCGCCUGGUCGAUCAACGACAAGGACGAGCUGCACUCGGAAUACGGAUACAUUGCCGUCAAGCCGAACACCAAGGAGUUGGCGCUGACGACGGUGAUGAACAAUGGCUUCGUGACCGUCGAAGAGGGCAAAGUCUCCACAUCCUAUAUCAAGUUUUCGUUGCGCGACAUUGGGCGCAUCUCGUUUUCGAGGGAUCUCCCGGUGCAUGAUCUAGUCCGCGAGUGGACCCUGCUGGACAGGAACACGCUACAGGCGCGGCUACACAUGGAAACCCUUACGCACGGCAUGCAGGAGCACACGUUUAUCAGAUACGAAAAAAUUGCCCCU
This is a messenger RNA of Mesorhabditis spiculigera, 708 nucleotides long. The record is from the annotation of a GenBank genome assembly. Lineage: Eukaryota; Metazoa; Nematoda; Chromadorea; Rhabditida; Rhabditidae.